AUGGCGUCUCCAUGCAAAGUGGCGGCGAGGCGGCGGGCCCACUACAUCCGGGCCGCGAAACUUAGCGAAGCCACACUGGCGCUGAAGCAACAAACGGUUGGCCAUCCUUACGCCACGGGACUUUUCGAAGCCACCUUGGCGCUGAAGCAACACACGGUCUACGGACUGCAGCGGAUCGGCAUCAUCACGCCUGCCCAGCCCAUGUCCACCGCCGAGAUCAGCUUCAUCCAGGGGCUCGAGCUCGCCGAUCCCGAGUUCAACGUCCCCCGAGGAAUAGAAGUGAUACUCGGCGCAAACGUCUACGCGCGAGUGCUCCUGUCCAACGCGAUCAAUAGAAAACGCUUUCUGGCCCAGCGAACCGUGUUCGGGUGGGUCCUCACCGGCGCAACAAUCAACCAUCAAACCUCACCGGCGCUGACCACAGCCUGCACCCUGAAUCGAGCCACCGAGGAGUCGCCAUGCCACGAACAACUCAUCGAGCUUUUACAGCGCUUCUGGUCGAUGGAAGACGUACCCAAGACCGAUCGAAACGGACGAUACAUCGUCCCACUUCCGCUCAAGGCGGGCGGAGCCUCACUUCUAGGCGAGAGCUUGACUCAAGCCCGCAUCGCAUUGUCCACGAUGCAUCGCUGCAUGAAGCGCGACCCAAAGCUAGAAGUGGAGUACGUCAAGUUAGUGGAGGACUACAUUCGAUUGGGUCACAUGCGACGGCUCACCCCCUCCGAGAUCGAGAACCUGACGGUGGCUGUAUGCUAUAUCUGUCAUCACGACAUCUACCAGAAAGGCGACAUCGAGGACAAACUUCGCGUCGUAUUUAACGCGUCAUGGCCAACCAGCAGUGGGUACAGCCUCAACGAUGUUAUGCACGCAGGGCCCAAGCUACAGAACGACCUCGCCGUCGUUGUGACUCGCUAG
Messenger RNA from Nasonia vitripennis (jewel wasp), 915 nucleotides. RefSeq lists its product as uncharacterized. Lineage: Eukaryota; Metazoa; Arthropoda; Insecta; Hymenoptera; Pteromalidae. The transcript has 3 exons. The record is from RefSeq and is a predicted model, not a curated record. The coding region runs from base 1 to 915 and encodes 304 amino acids.